CAAUCCAAUACUCUGAGCCCAAAACCUCCCGUUUUGACAUCGUGUCCCGUAGAUGUUAAAUUUGAGGUUAUAUUAGUGUGAAAAUAUAUCUUGCUAUAUUCCUGGUCCAAAGAGAAUUAUAUAUAUUGGUCUUACGAGGUUAAAUUGGAACUGUGAAAGUAAUAGGUUUUACCUGUUAGGUAGUGUACUUAGAUAUUUGCCAUCCAUUUUAUGAACCGAUUUAUUUUUCAAAAAGUAUGACGUGAGAUUUUUGCUCGAAUUGAUGAACGUAUUAUGAUUGUUGAGACUAUAUUUUCGUGAGCUUCUGUAUUACCUGUUAUUUAAGUAUACAUUAAAUUACUAAAGGUAUUGUGAUCAGUGAUUGUAUAUACCUGUUACACAAUGUCUGGAUCUAGAAAGACCAGUAUUGCAUGGAAAUAUUUUACGGAUAUUGGUAAUGAUCAUGCAGUUUGUAAAAUAUGCAAUGAAUUUUUCUCUUAUAAGACUUCAGUUUCAAACCUAAAAAAACAUAUAAUUAGAAAACAUCCCUCCGUUUUAAAGAACAACAGCCCCAGUGAGUCGAGUGCUUUGAUAGACCACGAGUAUAGGACUAAAGGACAGACCGAAAGCAAUAAAGAUGCCUCCAGUGUUGACAUACAGGAUUCUAACGAUGAAUAUGAAACAAUAGAAAUUCAGCAAGAAGAUAUUCAGGACGAAACAACGGAUCCUAUGUUUGUGGAGUUUCUCGAACAUACAGGAAGCUCGCCAGCGAACAAAAUUGAGAAUUCUCCGUCACCGCCCCCUAUAGCAUCUAAGAGGAAACGCAUGCGCUACAGCUACUCUAGAGCCAAAGAAGAACACAGGAUGGAUCCUCGUCAUUUGCUAGAAAUAAAACGAUUGGAGUUAGAAACCCUUCGAGAGAAAAAUCUUAAUGAAAAAGAAAGAAUAAGAGCGCAACUAGACAGAGACUCUUUGAAAGUGCAAGAACGAUUGGUUACAUUUCUAGAAGACAUCAAGCCAGCGCUUAUAGAGUUUCUAAGAAAAUAAAUUCUCUGUGGAUGUAUAGAAGGUUUAUUUUUCCAUGUCGAAUUGCGAUAUUUGAAGGUAUUGUCUUAUAAGUCAUGAUCCAGAGCUCUUCACCGAAAGGUGCUAAGAAUCUAAAUUGUGGUCCGAUUUUCACGAAAAGAUAUAAGUAAUUAAAAGUCAAUCGAUGGUGAUUAUUGUUAAAUGUCGUAAUAAAUACAAUUUCAAAUAGU
Molecule: messenger RNA, 1235 nt
Organism: Manduca sexta (tobacco hornworm)
Lineage: Eukaryota; Metazoa; Arthropoda; Insecta; Lepidoptera; Sphingidae
Exons: 4
Coding region: 382-1026 (214 amino acids)
Molecular function (GO): DNA binding
Source: RefSeq, a predicted model, not a curated record